Messenger RNA from Zychaea mexicana, 1098 nucleotides. RefSeq lists its product as uncharacterized. The record is from RefSeq and is a predicted model, not a curated record. The transcript has 2 exons. NCBI's taxonomy places the organism in Eukaryota, Fungi, Mucoromycota, Mucoromycetes, Mucorales, Lichtheimiaceae. The coding region runs from base 1 to 1098 and encodes 365 amino acids.
AUGAUCUCUACCACUUUCUACUACUACUACGAAGUCAGCAAAAACACCUAUCUGCGCGAAACCAGUGCUACCACCUCGACCUCUGGUGACGAUGCACAAAAUAUUACUAUUGAUAUUGACUGCACCAAUGGCAAUGGCCAAAACACCAUGGCUGUUGACGACAUCUCACGCAGCGAUAAUAGCGACGACUACGAUUUAACGUUCGAACCUAUUGCACCGGCUGACCACGUGUGGACGUUGAUCAAGUAUACUCCUCAUCAGGUGGCAAAGAUGAUCGGUUUGGUGGAGUAUAAGAGGCUGUCUGUGCGAAAAGCAGCUGAAUUGACCAACAUCAGUAAUUCACGCACCCAUCAGUUGUACAAGCAACACAAAGAAGAUAGCAGUGUGACUCCAGGUUAUAACGCCAAGAACCAGAUAAAGAGACCGCGCAAGAUCGACCUCACCGACGAACAAAGGCAAAUCGUGGAUCUCUACGUCAAAAGCGUAGCUGACCAAAAUGCGAACGUCGUAAAGGUCAAGGAUGCUCAAAAAACUAUUAAGGAGCGAAUCCAGCAAACAGUUGCAUUCACGCUUGUACUACCAGCAGUCCCUCCCUACACCGCCACCAGCGAUAUUCUGGAAAGUCGUAGCAAGUUUGCUGGUGAGCUGAUGUCCCGUAGUCUAGACUACAUCGAAGGCUGCAUGUUCAUCAGUGAAGGAGCGGUUGCCAUGUCGGAGACCUUGGUCGUUGAAGCAUACACAACAAGGUCUGAGGCCAAAUCCUACGAUUUGAACAUCUUCUUGUGCCUCACUGCAGGGGGUGUUCUGGCCGUUUCCCAAGAGGCAAUGGUGGCUGAAGCUCAAAGGAAGCAGCAACAGAUGGAGAAGGUCGGCAAGGCAAAAGGCACUGCACCGGACCACUUAAUCCAGUUUGCCAGUGAGGUUUUCAAAACCACCAAUCAAGGCGAGUUUCGAUGCAGUGUUGUCAUGGCAAACAGACACUUGUUCCGGGAAAGGCCGUUUGUGAACGCGGUACGGAAUGCAGGCCAUUUCCCACUUUACAUGCCCAACAAUUCUACGUUCCUUGACCCGUGCCGUCCAUGUUGGGAGGCCAUCUAA